This is a messenger RNA of Lasiosphaeria miniovina, 795 nucleotides long. RefSeq lists its product as uncharacterized. The coding region runs from base 1 to 795 and encodes 264 amino acids. The transcript is spliced from 6 exons. NCBI's taxonomy places the organism in Eukaryota, Fungi, Ascomycota, Sordariomycetes, Sordariales, Lasiosphaeriaceae. The record is from RefSeq and is a predicted model, not a curated record.
AUGUCGGCCCACGAUUUUAGCGAUGUAGCUCUCUCUAGUACAUACCUGAUAGCCGAUAACACAAGCUACUCGGUCUUCUACGGAUGCAGCACCGAACAGAUGCGCGAUAUUGAGAUGACUCGAGCGCAAACGACUCGUGAACGUCGCCGAGGAUCUCGUCGAAACUUCACCAUCAAUUCGGACAUGCUCGAGAACAAGCACUGGGACCUCAACACACACAGAAUACGCGAGUCUCUCGCUACCUGCGUGCACAGUCGCACGCUGAUGGACCAGAUUCGCUCCUUUAAGCGGCAGCUCAAUAAGGUGCUGGAAGAGAACGAAUCGCUUGCGCGGGAGGAAUGGGCACCGGCUGCUAUCCGCGACGUGUUGGAUGAGUAUGAGGACAAGAUUGACGAGUGCAGCAUGAUGGCGGCGAACCUGUCAUUAACUAUGCAGACUGGAUGGAGCCAAAUCUCUCGCGAGGAUUCCAUCGUCAACACCCAGAUUGCCAAGGCCAACACGACCAUUGCCCUCGAGUCACAGAUCGAGAAUGCCCAGAUGAGAUCGAUUGCCGUCCUGGGCAUGAUAUACCUCCCGCUGUCCUGCGUUGGCUCUAUCUUCUCGACAACCAUCUUCAAUUGGCGCCCGAGCGAGGGCGAGCCAGUCAUCUCCAAUUACAUAUGGAUACUAAUCGUCAUCUCGGCAGGCCUGACCGCGCUCACUAUACUGGCCUGGCACUUGACCACGAAUCGAGUGAAGAUCAAACAGGAAAAGCGGAGCAAGAGCUUUGAAAUUGAGCUGGAUCGCAUGCCGUGA